CUGGCAGGUACUGUUUUACUCUCUCUUUCCUCUCUUCUCUACCCCCUUCUCUCUUCACCUCUCUUAUCUACUCACCCCCCUAUCUCCUUUAUUCUCUGCAUUCUUUUUUAAAACCAGAGCGCCCAGUUUUAGUGAUACAACAACACCACGUUUAGUAGCCAAACGUCGCCCAAAUAAUGUUUUUAUACGCGGAAGUAUAAGUGAAAGUAAAAAUAGCUAAAGCUACACGAGCUCACUGCAAUAGGACGCGAGAAAGAUUUUGGGGACAAGAUAUCCUUCAUGUUGGGACAUACCAGUGAUGGGGCAGAAUCACACCCUGUGACAUGGCUUGUACAAGGCAAUCUGCUUUAGAGUACAUUCAAAAUGGAAGGAGACUCCUUGUUGAAAGGCUCCAGAAUCUGUCCCUCGUUCUGGAAAACCUGUUCCAGCGCAAGGUUCUUCAGGAGGAGGAAGUCAGUAAAAUUCAGGCAGAAGUUGACCGUUUUGACCAAACCAGAAAAAUACUGGACUGGGUCACGGCCAAAGGAGAAGCUGCAUGCUACGAGUUACUGAUGAUUCUACACAUCACAAGGAAGAGGACCUUAGACAACGCUGACUUACAGCAAUGGAUAAGCUGCUUCCCCUUCAAGGAAGACCCAGAGAUGACAGACUACCUUGUUGGUUCAAAACCCUGUCACAGAUAUCAGUCACAGCUGAAAUGUAAAGCUCGGAAGAUCACAGAGGGUGCAUGGAAACAAAGCUCUCGUCUCCUACCAGAGAGGAAUAGAAAUGAGGUGACUUUCUCUUACACUCCUCUUGUGUUAGAUACAGACGUGCCUUCAUCUCUCUCUAAAAUCGAAACGAAGAGCAAAAGAUGCAAGAAAGCUCGCCCUAAAAAGCUAAAGAGCUUCAUCCCCAUGGCCAAACAGGAAACGUCCCCGGCUGACCUGCUUAAAACACCCAUGAAAAGGAUCCUCUUAUUUGGAAAACCUGGAAUUGGAAAGACAGCAGUCGCCCAUCAAAUGUUGAACCUCUGGGCACAGAAAGAUCACAGAGAACUAGAUUACAUGUUUUAUUUUGAUGUGAGAGACAUUUCACCCAGUACAAAUCCCAUGAGACUGGAGGACCUUCUCUUUAACAUGUACAGUGAGCCAGAAGAAAGUAGAGAAGAAGUGUUACAGGAUAUUAAGAAGAACUCUGAAAAUGUUGUCAUCAUUUUUGAUGGAAUCACAGACCUCUCCUCUCAUUCGGUAAUAAAGAAACUUGUGGACAAGGACCUCCUCCCUGGUGCAAAGAUUGUGAUCACAUGCAGACCAGAGGUACCAUCAGGAGACUUCCUGACAGACUGGCCCUCGUUCAGAGUGGAGGUGAAAGGGUUCAGUAAUGAGUCCAUCUGGGCUUACUUAACAACGAUGCUGAGUGCUGAGCCUAACCCUACGCCAAACCAUGACUCCUUGAGCAGUGUGUUAAACAACCUAGAGUUGUUCAGUCUGUGCCAUGUCCCGAUGUAUGCAUUGAUGGUGGUUGCCUGCAUUUAUUAUUCUACCCCAGAGGCUUCUAAGCAGCCAUGGACUACAACUAAGAUGUACCUCAACAUCCUCCGUUACUGCAUCCUAAAACACAGUGGCAAACAGAUGAAUGAUCUCGACAAGUGUCUCGUAGAAAACAGAGAAAAAAUAUUGUCUUUAGCAAAAAUUGCUUUUGAUGCAACACUGCAAAAAACGAUGAACUUGACAGAACUGACCUGCGAACUAAGCAGUGUCCAGUUUUCUUUCUUGGGAGCGCUUAUGAUUAUGGUCGAGCCCACAGUCUCAGACACUUACUCUGCAUUUCUCCAUUACACAAUGCAGGAGUUCUUUGGUGCCCUUUGGCUCUUACAGAAUCCAGACAAAAUCAGAGAGGUUCUAGAGAAGUGCCAGACUGAAGAAUGGAAACACACAAAACACAUGGUUCAUUUCGUAUGUGGGCUUCUGAAUGAGAGGAAUAUUCGAUUGGUAAAUGGUCUAGUUCCAGCUCAACAGAUCAAGAAGACGUCAGAUUGGUUCUUCAAGGAAGUGGUGAACACAUUUCUUCCACUUCAAACAAACCAAGAUCAGGCAGAAGGUGGUGCUCCUGAGUUUGAGAUAGAUCUUCUGUUUUUAUGUCAGUGCUUGUAUGAAUCUCAGUCUACUGAGGCCUGUUUGCUUCUUCUGGACAAACUGGACUACAAUCUAGACCUGGUUGAAGAACAUCUUGAUCCUCACCAGUGCUGUGCAGUCUCCUAUAUGAUCAGUCAGUCUGCAGAGAGAAAGGUCGGCUUGGACCUAAACAGCUGCACUGUGUCAGACCAAGGACUAAGGCUGAUACUGGCCUCUCUGAAGAAUGUCCGAUAUCUCAGAUCUGACCCCUCGAUGCUGUGUCAACUCUGGACAACUUUGCUGCGCAGUGAGGCAGACAUUGACUUCACCAGCUUACUUGGUCUCUGUGGAAAUGAGUUGCGCCUUCCAUUCCUGGGUGAAAGACGAGUGUUUGAGAGAGCAGAAGAAGUGAUGAAGCAGAGCCUAGAGAGGGUUAACCUCUGUCUACACUGGGAUCGGACAACUCUUCUCAGUGAAGCUCUCAGCAAGACCAUUUUAAAGUGUUUGACACAUAUCAACAAACUCAGUUUUACCCCACUACAACAUCAGAGAGGAUCCCCUGAAAAACUAGAGAAAGAAGAAAAAGCAGUCCUACUAGAUUUGUGUCUACAAGCAGGAUUAAAUCACAGAGAAACGUUCCAGGGUGCUGUGAACACCCUGCUGUCACUGUUCUCUGUGUAUCAAACUGAAAGAUAUGACAUCCUGCUGGAUCUGUACUCACAUGUGAAGGACUAUGAGACUCAAACAGGCAGGAGUGUCCUUCCAGCAUUACAGCCAGUUUACCAGUCAGCUCCUGCAGUCUGGUCCAUAGACCUCUCAGAGAGAAAGGUCUCCCUCCUCCUAGAAGUGCUGAAACUCCAACCAGUAAAGAAACCAGUACAGCUGAAAGGCUGGUCAGAUGAAGAGAGUGAAGUGAGGAGUUUCCUUCAGUGUCUGCCCUACAUCUCACAGCUGAGUUUUACUCCACCACAGGAUCACGGAAGAUCUCCUGAAGACUGGAGAAAGAGAGAGAAGACAUUCCUACUGAAUCUGUGUCUUCAAGCAGCCCUCCAUGAGAGAGAAACCAUACAAACAACUGUAGAGAACGUGUUUUCAAUGUCUGAAGUUUAUCACGAUCGGAAAUGGAGUCUCCUACUGGAUCUGUACUCGCAUGUUAAGGGCUAUGAGACUCAAACAGGCAGGAGUGUCCUUCCAGCAUUACAGCCAGUUUACCAGUCAGCUCCUGCAGUCUGGUCCGUAGACCUCUCAGAGAGAAAGGUCUCCCUCUUCCUAGAAGUGCUGAAACUCCAACCAGAGAAGAAACCAGUAGAGCUGUGGGGCUGGUCAAAUGAAGAGAGUGAAGUGAGGAGUUUCCUUCAGUGUCUGCCCUACAUCUCACAGCUGAGUUUCUAUCCAUGGUUGUCUGAUAACUCAAAGCUGAUCAAGUUCCUGGUGGGUCUCCUGUCUCAAGCAGCAGAGUGGGAGGAGCAGACAGGAGAGAAGACACUGAAGCUGCUAUCAUCAGUGUGUACUUACAGCACUUUCCCUCUCUGUGACGGGGAUGAUGACGACGAUAAGUGGUUUCAAUGUGAUUUCCUGCUGGAUCUGUACUCACAUGUGAAGGACUAUGAGACUCAAACAGGCAGGAGUGUCCUUCCAGCAUUACAGACAGUUUACCAGUCAGCUCCUGCAGUCUGGUCCGUAGACCUCUCAGAGAGAAAGGUCUCCCUCCUCCUAGAAGUGCUGAAACUCCAACCAGAGAAGAAACCAGUAGACCUGAAAGGCUGGUCAGAUGAAGAGAGUGAAGUGAGGAGUUUCCUUCAGUGUCUGCCCUACAUCUCACAGCUGAGUUUCCUUCGAUGGUCGUCUGAUAACUCAAAGCUGAUAAAGUUCCUGGUGGGUCUCCUGUCUCAAGCAGCAGAGUGGGAGGAGCAGACAGGAGAGAAGACACUGAGGCUGCUAUCAUCAGUGUGUACUUACAGAACUUUCCCUUUCUGUGACGGGCAUGAUUAUCAUAAGUGGUUUCAAUGUGAUUUCCUGCUGGAUCUGUGCUCACAUGUGAAGGACUAUGAGACUCAAACAGGCAGGAGUGUCCUUUCAGCAUUACAGCCAGUUUACCAGUCAGCUCUUGCAGUCUGGUCCAUAGACCUCUCAGAGAGAAAGAUCUCCCUCCUCCUAGAAGUGCUGAAACUCCAACCAGAGAAGAAACCAGUAGAGCUGAAAGGCUGGUCAGAUGAAGAGAGUGAAGUGAGGAGUUUCCUUCAGUGUCUGCCCUACAUCUCACAGCUGAGUUUUACUCCACCACAAUAUCAGAGAAGAUCCCCUGAAGACUUGAGAAAGAGAGAGAAGACAUUCCUACUGAAUCUGUGUCUUCAAGCAGCCCUCCAUGAGAGAGAAACCAUACAAACAACUGUAGAGAAAGUGUUGUCACUGUCUGAAGUUUAUCACGAUCGGAAAUGGGAUCUCCUGCUGGAUCUGUACUCACAUGUGAAGGACUAUGAGACUCAAACAGGCAGGAGUGUCCUUCCAGCAUUACAUCCAGUUUACCAGUCAGCUCCUGCAGUCUGGUCCGUAGACCUCUCAGAGAGAAAGGUCUCCCUCCUCCUAGAAGUGCUGAAACUCCAACCAGAGAAGAAACCAGUAGACCUGAAAGGCUGGUCAGAUGAAGAGAGUGAAGUGAGGAGUUUCCUUCAGUGUCUGCCCUACAUCUCACAGCUGAGUUUCCUUCGAUGGUCGUCUGAUAACUCAAAGCUGAUCAAGUUCCUGGUGGGUCUCCUGUCUCAAGCAGCAGAGUGGGAGGAGCAGUCAGGAGAGAAGACACUGAAGCUGCUAUCAUCAGUGUGUACUUACAGCACUUUCCCUUUCUGUGACGGGGAUUAUUAUGAUAAGUGGUUUCAAUGUGAUUUCCUGCUGGAUCUGUACUCACAUGUGAAGGACUAUGAGACUCAAACAGGCAGGAGUGUCCUUCCAGCAUUACAGACAGUUUACCAGUCAGCUCCUGCAGUCUGGUCCAUAGACCUCUCAGAGAGAAAGGUCUCCCUCCUCCUAGACGUGCUGAAACUCCAACCAGAGAAGAAACCAGUAGAGCUGAAAGGCUGGUCAGAUGAAGACAGUGAAGUGAGGCGUUUCCUUCAGUGUCUGCCCUACAUCUCACAGCUGAGCUGUGAUUCUGACAGGUUCUUCCAGCGCGUGUGUGAAUCCAUCCCUGUGAGGUCCAGAGAGGAUGCCCAGCAGUUGGCCUCUCUCCUCCAGGCCUUGGGCUCCACCCUGUCACUGGGAGAUCAGUUACCCAGGAAAACAUGCAGGUCUGUGGUGAGAGUCCUAGGCCUCUGUGCCUCCAGAGUGGACCUCACUCUCACCCCCAGCAAGAUCUCUCUGAAAGGAGCCUCGCUUCUCUUCACACGUGUGUCACAGCUACACAAGCUCAGGCUGAAUGUGGGCAUGUCAGUGAGACUGGCCAGACUGGCUAGGAGGACAGGGAGAGGUGGUACUCCACUGACUGUCCCAGAACUCACCCUGGUCCUAAAGAGCAGCCAGCCACCAGAGAGAGUGUUAUCCAGAGCUCUGAGUAGUGUGGCGUCCCUGCUGAGAUUCUGGACAGUGCAGUGUUUGGACCUGACUGACUUCUGCAUCCAGGGUCACUCUCUCAUCACACUGCUGUGUCACCAGGGCCCUCUCACUCUCAGACUGCACUCAGACACUGCAGCAGCUGGCUGUAGUUGUGUAUGAAGCUCAGGACAAGGACUUGACUCAGUGGUUCAUGGAGAA
Salvelinus fontinalis (brook trout) is the source of this 5843-nucleotide messenger RNA. RefSeq lists its product as uncharacterized. Gene Ontology annotation, biological process: regulation of apoptotic process. The transcript has 13 exons. The record is from RefSeq and is a predicted model, not a curated record. NCBI's taxonomy places the organism in Eukaryota, Metazoa, Chordata, Actinopteri, Salmoniformes, Salmonidae. Bases 324 to 5804 code for a protein of 1826 amino acids. Gene Ontology annotation, molecular function: ATP hydrolysis activity.